Molecule: messenger RNA, 2898 nt
Organism: Myxocyprinus asiaticus (Chinese sucker)
Lineage: Eukaryota; Metazoa; Chordata; Actinopteri; Cypriniformes; Catostomidae
Product: leucine-rich repeat-containing protein 49-like
Exons: 18
Coding region: 38-2446 (802 amino acids)
Molecular function (GO): protein binding
Source: RefSeq, a predicted model, not a curated record
AUUAUUGUGCUGUAAUUGAGUGAUUAUUCGAGCUGAAAUGCGUUCAAAUAAACAACAAAACAGUGAUAAUGCAACGGGAAGAUUUCUGCCUCCUUCGAUGAACAGCUAUAAACAGCAUCUAGCAGCAGUGAAAUCAUUUCUGCCGGACAGACUCACACAGAGACCAUUUGAUUUGAGGUUUUCAAAAGAACUGAAAAAAGCUCUGUAUGUGGACUCUACGAAACCAAACCCAUCCAGAACUGACAGUCACGUGAAUAAGGGAGUCAGGCGGCUCCGUGCUCCUGUACUGUCUUGCGAGAGUAAGUUAGUGAGGCAGGAGCUCUGUCUCUUUCCUCUUCCUGUAGCACUUCCUGUUGGGAUGGUGGGGGAUCUGGGGCACCAGGCGUACAGAGUGAAGCCCCGCAGGGCCACUGGCAGCGCAAGGGCCACAUACUCACAGAGUAAUGCCACAUUCACUCAUAUGCAUGGUGUCACAAGAAGUCUGCGUGAAAAUUCUGCUCCAAGUUUUCCCUCCACAUUCAGCUUCAGAGACGACAUUGCCUCCAGCCCAGAGAGAUUAGAUCUGGACCGGCAUGGUUUGAUGGAGCUCCCUGAUCUGAAAGGAGGUGAUAAACUGCGUCUGCUCAACCUGCAACACAACCUCAUCUCACACCUGCACGACCUGCCUCACCUGACACGCCUUGUGUUCCUCGAUCUCUAUGACAACCGCGUGAUUGACAUGUCUGGCAUCGCUUCCCUUACCUUUCUGCGUGUGCUGCUACUCGGAAAGAACAGAAUACAAAGAAUUUGUGGUGUGGACAGACUCACUAAACUUGAUGUUCUGGACUUACACAGUAAUCAGAUCUGUCAAAUUGAGAAUUUGUCUGGCUUGUUAGAGCUUCGUUUGUUGAAUUUAUCAGGAAACCGCAUCUCUAGAGUGGAGAAUCUACAGGGUCUGAACUCUCUGACAGAACUCAACCUGCGACACAACUGCAUCACAACAGUGACGGAUGUGGAGCAUCUUCCUCGUCUGCAGCGUGUGUUUCUGAGCGCUAACAGCAUCAGCAGAUUGGAUGAGCUGGCCUGUCUGCGGGACUGUCGCUCUCUCAGUGAAUUGAGCAUUGAUGGGAAUCCUGUAGCAUUGGAGUCAUGCUACAGACUGACUGUGCUGCGCUGCUGCUCGCCACACCUACAGCUGCUCGACAUGAAGCGCGUCACCGAGGAGGAGAGACGCACCGCGAGUGUUUCAGCACGAAAGGAGGAUGAGAAGAAAAAAGAGACUCACAAACAGACUGCACACAAGGAAAGGCGGCGACUCGCAAUCCAAAAUGCGGCGCAGCAGUGGGAGGGGCUAAAAGCAUGUCCAGAGCUUCCGGCUCAGAAUGGUGCAAAGGACGACGUCAGUCCAGACAAUAGCCCCACCCACAGCCCCGCCCAGACCAAUGGGAAUGCUCAGGAGACCUCGCCGGAUGAGCCCAGACGCUUGAGUCCACUAACAAUUUCAACUGGAGGGAGUGAAACCAGGUUACGAUCAAUAAGUCGACCAAACAGCCCCAGAGACCCCAGGCUACAGGACAGCGGUGUACCGAGCGUUCAGAGUCUGUCCUUGUCUGACAGUCAUCUGGCUGAGUUGGAUGGUGAGACGCUGCGUCUGUUUGGCCCUGGGGCCCUGGAGACUUUAGAGCGCUGCUGGGGCAUCCAGACGGCUGCUAGUGUCACCACUGUUGUGUUCCGAUAUAUUCACUUUGACUCCAUCAUUCCAGCAUUCCUGCGUAUCCGACUCAAAUUCCCAAACCUGAUGCAUCUGAUCUUCAUGGAGACAAACAUCACUCAUCUUCUUCAGCUGGCUGCUCUAGCUCAGAUCAGACGUCUAGAUCAGAUCAGUGUUCUUCCAGAGGGGAACCCUGUGGUGGGACUGAUGCUCUGGAGAUCUUUCCUCAUCUACAGACUUCAACAUCUCAACCUGCAGAAGAUCAACGGCACUGAGGUAACUAUGAAUGACAUGAUGGCGUCAGAGCGGAUGUUCGGCACUUUGGGUCACGUAGCUGCUACAGAAACACCUCGCUGUCGCCUACUGCUACUGCUGGAAGAGUCCAGGAAGCGCCAGCUGCAGUUUCUGUUGGACGGUCGCGGUCGCAGGAGUGGUCAGAGUCCAGAGGAACUAAAGGAGAAUGGAAAACAGUUGGGAGACGGUUUGAGUCGAGCACUUUUCAACUACCCCAGCAGAGUCAACGACAGCACUGAGGAGGGCAGCAGUGAUGUGCUGGAUCGCUCUGUGAUGGUGGAUCAGUAUCUGAAGGGUUUGAUUCAGAGAGCAUCCAGUGUCAGUGUUAAGGGAGACACACUGCAGAAGAUCUGGCCGUCACUCUUCACUGAGUUGGUGAGAGACAGUGUGCUGGAGAUGAAAGACAGACAGGUCUACAGAGAGACUUGCCUCAACCGCCUCACCCAGAGAGACAUGAAAUGAAAGAUUCUAUAUACACCUCAUCCAACAACAACAAACCGAUGGAGAGCAGUGUACCGAGAGCGAAUCUUGGAUUCGUUCAGGACAGUUUCCAUGUGAUCUCCACAGAGGUUCUUUUUAAAGCCUAACUGUUGUAGGUGUUCUUUACUGAAUUUAUACAGUCCUCUCAACAUUUUUGUCAGUGAAUUUCUUCUCCUGUAGGCCAGUAACUUUCAGACUUAGUCCUUAUUGACUUCUGAUGGUGCUCCAAACCCCUAGAUGAAAGCCAGUCUGAUUUCUGCUCAUCCUGUCUGUCACGCUGGGUUAGUGUGGAGCUUUUCUGUUUGAAUGUUUUUUAAAGCAUUUUUCCUUUUCUUUUUGUCUUGAAUUUUAUAAAAUCUAGCUAAAAGCCACUGCUUUCUUCACUACCAUUAAUUCAAGUUUUAUAUGUUACUGAUUAUUAAAAAGAAGUUAUA